Exophiala mesophila is the source of this 1790-nucleotide messenger RNA. RefSeq lists its product as uncharacterized. The record is from RefSeq and is a predicted model, not a curated record. Bases 51 to 1565 code for a protein of 504 amino acids. Gene Ontology annotation, molecular function: microtubule site clamp; protein binding. Gene Ontology annotation, cellular component: nucleolus; chromosome, centromeric core domain; monopolin complex. The transcript has 2 exons. NCBI's taxonomy places the organism in Eukaryota, Fungi, Ascomycota, Eurotiomycetes, Chaetothyriales, Herpotrichiellaceae. Gene Ontology annotation, biological process: homologous chromosome segregation; attachment of mitotic spindle microtubules to kinetochore; meiotic sister chromatid segregation.
CAAACCCCUCUACCCUGAUAUAUUUCACUCUGUUCGCGUCCGUCGCAACCAUGAAAGGCAUCGCAGAUCUCCUCGACUCCGACAUGGAGGAGUCGACCCACUUUAUCGACGAGAACUCCAUCAUAUCUUCCGCCUCAGACGCGACAAACACAAGCAGCUCACAAGUUAAGCGCCUGAAGAAGAGAAAACGCGUGACAAUGCCGACGAAACCAAGAUCCAAGGUGCAGAAAACCACCACGGCGCGACCACGGAAAGCGGCUCCCAAGCAGACUGCAGCGAAGCGCAUGGCCCUAGAAGAGCAAGUCAAUCAUCGCGAUGUUGAGCAACAAGACGAGGAGCAAGUCGCAGAGGAAGUGAGUGACGCUGCUCCAGUCAAACCUAAGAAGACAAGUCGAGCUCCUGCGAAACCGAGGGCAAAUAAAAAGGCAGCGGCGGCGGCCGCGGCCGCGAAAGAGCAAGACGAUGAGGAGAUGGAAGUCGAACAAACCCCAAUGGUCGCUCGCUCUGCUCAUGCUGUAAGCAAAACCAAAUGCCAAGGCCCGAAAGCCACAUCAAAGAAAACAGUAUCAGCAAAGCCGACCGGCCAACAAGAGCCACGGGUUAUCGCAGAAAGUCAGGACAAGGCUGAGCAGAGCGAGGAGGUGGAAACUGAACACGUUGAAGUCCGAGUAGCUCCUCAACCAAAACAACCUGUUCGAGACGCCUCAAAAGUCAGACAAGAGCCGGCGUACCGAAGACGUGCGGGCAGCGCAUCAGACACCGAACGUGGAGACCCGAACCUCCGACGCAAGCUGGGCGACAUUACCAGAAGGUUCGAAAACGUUGACAUGAAAUAUCGCAAUCUCAAAGAAGUUGGGAUCAACGAAGCCAACGCGAACAUGGAGAAGCUUCGACGACAGUGCGAUGCCACUGUGCAGGCAUCCAACGAAUUGAUCGCGUCGUUGAAGAAGGAACUGGCCGCUCAGGCACCUCAAGUUCAGGAGGCACAGAAGCUGAAGAAGCAAAUGCAGAACCAGGACAACGAGGUCAACAAACUCCGUGAGACCGCCACGGAGCUGGGCAAGUCUCUGCAUGUGGCCCAGAACGAGAUCAAGGCACUGCAAGCGAAACUGGUAGCUGCAAGAGCAACUCCAGUGGAGCAACCCAAAGUUCCAGCCAGUGUUAAGAAAUCCGGCGCUCAGAAGCCCCUGAUGAUCACCAAUGCCGAAGCUGCACACGCUGCCCAAAUGGCCCAACUAAAGGAAGAUCUCUACAGUGAUCUUACCGGUCUAAUUAUCCGGGGUGUACAGAGGACAAAAGAUGGCGAUAGUUACGAUUGUCUGCAGACCGGCAGAAACGGCACACUACACUUUAAGUUGUAUAUGGACCACGAAGAUGCGAAGUCAACAAGCUUUGAAGAGACCGAGUUCUUGUACACACCAAUGCUUGAUGCCAACCGAGAUCGCGAGAUGAUUGAGCUGAUGCCCAGCUACUUGACCGAAGACAUUACAUUUGCUCGCCAGAACGCGGCCAAGUUCUAUGGACGAGUGGUCGAUACGCUGACCAAGCGUCGAGCUGAAGAAUGAGAGAUGAUGACGGGACAAGGUGACUUGGUUGAUGAAGUUAUGGAUUGGCCACAGGCGUUUAAGUGAAGACAGACACAGCUAAUCAGGGAUUGCAUGUUCCGCAUGAGGGACACAGAUACACCUGUCGCCAGUCUGCAUAUCUUUGGAUGGGAUACUCCGUCAAAUAUUUGUUUUUGAUCAAGUAGACUGUACAUGAUAUGGUCCUGAAUGCAUGAUUUGGAAAAG